UUCUGAGCGUGCGCACACCAGGUCCGACUGAGCCAUAUAAGCGGGACUCCACCAAGGCACUUAAACCGCUCACGACCCCCUUCACGCUUUACUUUAACGUUCCCGACAGAGCCAAAAGGUUGUUGAGAAGUCUGAGCUGAGUCCUGGUGGUCGGAUCUUCUGGUGUCCUUCCCGUAAGCUGCCAUGACGUGGAGAACGGAGCUUCAACAAACCAUUCAAUACCGAAAUGCCUACUUCCUUGCUUUCUCUGCCACCGCCGGAUACGUGUGCUUCGGUUGGGACAUUGGCCUGAUAGGCGGUGUUCUUGCUCUUCCCUCUUUCCAGCAGUAUUUUGGGUUGGAUAAAGAGUCGGCCAGUGCCCGUGCUAGCCUGAGCGGGAAUAUCGUGUCUGUUCUCCAGGCUGGAGGCUUUGUAGGUGCCAUAGCAUCGAGUUGGUUGGCCAGCCGAUAUGGCAGAAAGCCUUCGCUGUUGGCGUCAGCUGUAAUCUUUCUGGUAGGGAGUGCUAUUCAGUCAAUCGUUGGAUUGGGAAGUACGCCAGCCGUCGGUCUCAAGCUUCUCUACUUCAGUCGGUUCUUGGGUGGUGUUGGCGUUGGCCUGAUGUCGGCUCUUGUUCCCACCUAUGUAUCAGAGUGUGCUCCGAGGGCUAUUCGGGGACGGUGCACCGGCAGUAUAGAGGUUGCUGUAGGUUUGGGAAACAUGUUGAGCUUCUGGGUCAACUACGGAGCGGCUCUUAACAUAUCACCUGGAGAGAUGCAAUGGCGAACCCCGAUAAUUCCGGAAUCACCUCGGUGGCUUGUCGAACGCGGACGAUAUAACGAUGCAGCAAAUGCCCUCGGCUACAUCGCCAGAAAAGACCCUCAAGAUGAUACUGUCCAAGUGACUCUGAGUGAGAUACGCGAACAGUUCGCAGGCAAGCGUCAACUUCCAAUCGCCACGCAGUUCAAGAAAAUGGGAGAAAAUCGUAUCAUCGUAUUGCGUUGCCUUAUACCAUCCAUCGCUACAUUUUUCCAGCAGUGGACCGGCACAAAUGCGAUCAAUUACUAUUCCCCUAUCAUCUUUGCAAACCUUGGAAUCUCAAGCACGACUGCUUCGCUGCUCGCCACAGGCGUCUACGGAGUUGUGAAGUUCGUUGUUACAUGUCUCGUCCUCGCCUUCGUUAUCGAGAGCUGGGGCCGCAAGAGGACUCUCAUAUACGGUGGCCUGGCUCAAGCUAUUACGAUGAUUUGGAUUGGGGGCUACAGCGCCGUGCACCCCGAACCCACGGUUGUUCCUGCUACUUAUGUCUCGAUCGUCGCUGUCUACCUCUACGGCAUCGCUUUCGGUCUAGGCUGGGGCUUCACCCCGCUCGUCCUUGGGUCCGAGGUGGCUCCUGGACACCUUCGUUCAGCAGUGAUGUCUAUUGCUGUUGGGGUAACCUGGCUUUUCACAUAUGUCAUCGCGCAAGUCACGCCGAUCAUGCUCGCACAUAUCACGUACGGCACAUAUCUCGUAUUCGGAGUCGCUUCUGUUAUUAUGGCAAUCUGGGUCUACGUCUGCAUACCAGAGACUACGGGAUACCCUUUGGAAGAUGUCCGAUACCUUUUUGAGAAAGACAUCCUUAUCCGGUCGUUGCAGGAUGCCCCUGGUGGACGCAUAUUCCUCGGCAAACGCCGCGCUAUCCCCAUGGAGGAGUUGAAGAAAAAUGCUACAGAUGCCAGCCCGGAACCUGCACCUAGUGAUUUGAGCGACGAGUUGACCAAGGAGGCGGUGCCGAGGGGUCAAAGCGAUACACUUGUCAUUUGAAGAAAACGUUCUCCUACAAGGCUCCACAUAGUACAUAGAGUUACAAAGACUAACGUAGCAUACAGAUGAGAUUGGAUGCGCACAUGCG
Molecule: messenger RNA, 1870 nt
Organism: Pisolithus orientalis
Lineage: Eukaryota; Fungi; Basidiomycota; Agaricomycetes; Boletales; Pisolithaceae
Product: general substrate transporter
Exons: 4
Coding region: 184-1782 (532 amino acids)
Biological process (GO): carbohydrate transport; transmembrane transport
Cellular component (GO): membrane
Molecular function (GO): carbohydrate:proton symporter activity
Source: RefSeq, a predicted model, not a curated record